GAGCGAACAUCGUGAAAUUGUGUCCACUGUGUCAUUACUCAUGAUUCUGGUCCUAAACAUCGGAAGACUAUUGACUAAAGGAAAUCAAAUAACCUGUGGUCGUAGUCGUUUAACGCCAUAGAAAAGUGAAAGCUGUGCAAUUAAUGUAAACGUUGCAAUGAAUUCAUAAGCAGUUUAAUAAUAUUAAUCACAAUUUGUUAAAUAUAAAUACAAUAAAUUAAAUAUUAUAUAAGUGUAUAAAAAACAGAUACAUACAUAAAUACCAUUAUAACCGGUACCAUUUAAGGGCAUAAAAUUUGCCUCCCUGGUUUUACCAACUAUAUUAAUAAGUUAAGCAGUGAAGUUAAAAUGAAUAAAAAUGAGCAUUCUCCCGGAAGAUGCACUGCGCCGCAAGAAAUACUUAACUCGCACACAAACCGGGUUUGCUAUUCACCACAGAAUCGAUUGGUCCCUUGGAGUCAGCAUUCAGUAGUGAAUUCGGCGGCAAAUGUUGAGUCAACCGGAUCUAUAGCUGCUGCGCGUUCAAAAAGUCAAAACUUAGGUUUAAUUUGUGUAGUUUGUGGAGAUACCAGCUCUGGGAAACACUAUGGAAUUUUAGCUUGCAAUGGCUGCUCGGGAUUUUUCAAACGAAGUGUUCGGCGAAAACUCAUUUACAGGUGUCAAGCCGGAACAGGUCGAUGUAUUGUGGACAAAGCACAUAGAAAUCAGUGUCAAGCUUGUCGCCUUAAGAAGUGCCUUCAAAUGGGGAUGAAUAAAGAUGCAGUGCAAAAUGAACGACAGCCGCGAAACACAGCCACUAUACGUCCUGAGACGCUGCGGGAGAUGGAACACGGGCGAGCUUUGCGGGAAGCGGCCGUAGCCGUUGGAGUAUUUGGACCACCAGUUCUAUUAUCUCCUCCAUGCUAUGGUCCUGGCCUACUACCACCUCCCUCUUUAUCGAAUCUUCCGACAAAUCGGCGAUUACAUCACAAUCACAUUUCAAAGGCCUUACAGCUUUCGUCAAAUGUAUCACAGGCAGGCGGUUUCUCUGUAUUUAACAACAAUCUACAAUUUUCCAAAGAUAAUUCUUAUACGACCUCAAUGGAUCUUUCCAAUGGAACAGUCUCUGUGUCUACAAACUCAAGUAGUACAAAUUCAAUAGAUCCGAGUUCCCCCAUAUCUGAUACAGUUUUAGAUAAAAAUCCUGUAGGAGGAAGUGUUUCGUCCAUAAGUUCGACCAGUUCUGUUCAUGAUAAUGAUAAUGAUGAUGACUCCAUCGAUGUUACCAAUGAUGAAGAGCCUCUGCGAAACGAGAAACUAGAUUGUCAUUUCACGAUACCGACAUUUGUACCACAAAACUUGUACGUUCAGCCACAUGAGACAGUUUAUGAAACCAGUGCUCGCCUCCUCUUUAUGGCCGUAAAGUGGGCAAAAAAUUUACCAAGUUUUGCGAGUCUGUCCUUUCGAGAUCAGGUCAUUCUCUUAGAAGAAUCAUGGUCGGAUCUUUUUCUACUCAACGCCAUUCAAUGGUGCAUUCCUUUAGACCCUACUGGAUGCACUUUAUUCUCAGUUUCAGAACACUGCAAUAAUUAUGACACCACACAAGAAAGUGAGAAUUGCGUUACUAAAGAAGAAGUAGCCGCCAGUGUACGGACGUUGCAUGAAAUUUUUUACAAAUACAAGGCAGUUCUAGUUGAUCCCGCUGAAUUUGCAUGCAUGAAAGCAAUAGUUUUAUUUCGGCCCGAAACCCGGGGGCUCAAAGACCCCGCGCAAAUAGAAAACCUGCAAGACCAAGCCCAUGUCAUGCUAUCUCAACACACAAAAUCACAGUUUCUUACGCAGAUCGCACGAUUUGGACGUCUACUCCUGAUGCUGCCUCUUUUACGAUCUGUGAAUUCUCAUAAAAUCGAACUAAUAUAUUUUCAACGUACAAUUGGAAAUACGCCAAUGGAAAAAGUGCUCUGCGAUAUGUAUAAGAACUGAAAUGAUGAUGGCUUUUUAAAAAUAUUUGUAUACAUAAAUAUGUACAUACAUAUACGAAUAUUUCUUACAGCAAGGAGAUAUGUGUUCCUAUACCAAGAAUAAAAAAAUUAUACAAUAGAAGAGCGUUUGUUUUGUAUAUAAUUAUUACCGCUGCUCACUUUUAUCUUAAACUAAAAACGGGCCAAACUUUAAGCGGAAACCUGAAAAACCUGAAACCUGAAUUGAAAAUAAAUGUAAAUUUUAUAAGAAAUCAAAAUCAGCAAUAGAAACCAUAGCAAUCUCGUACUUCAAAUUCUGUUUUGACCAAUGGUGUGUAAAAAUGUGUGUCUUAUUGUUAUUUUUAGGUUAAUUUUAAAUCAAUCCGUUAUAUCACGUUAUCCCAUUAGAUUAAAGUAUCCGUCAAAAACGUUUUAAAAGAUUAAGUAUUAAAAGCACUGAGUACUUACACAUACUAUUACAGUUUGAAAAUAUUUUAAAUGCCACAGUUUAAAUGGUAAAUGCAGCAAUCGAAAUAAUAUUUAACACAAAGAGUGUAUCCGAUAUACAUAUGUAUGUACUUGUACAUUAACAUCUGUGAUUCUAAAAUAAUGGAAACCUCUUCAUACUUUUCUCUAGUUCAUAUACAUAUGUACAUAUAUGACGCCGCCUAAAACUAAUCGAGAUAGAAAUUGGGAAUAGGUAUUUAUAUGUAUAUACAUAAUAUAAUCAGGGUGACGAGACGACAGACUGUCUGUCUAUAAGAUCAGGUAUCUUGAUGAAACUUGUUUCUUGGUAAAAAAGGAAGGCGAACUAAGCACUAAACUAAGAUAUAGAAAUGCAAUUUGGCACAGGGGAUCACAAUAGCAAGGGUAUCUGUGGCCUAAAAAUUUGAAAAAGUGAUUUCGCAGUGGUCUGAUUACGCCCAUCCACGUACUCGGAACUUUCUUUAUACUAACGAACCCGCAUUCCCAGUUUCGGACGGACGGAAUAUAAUAGCUUUGUACAGCUAACGGUUGAUUGUAACACUCCAAACUAAUCAAAAUAGAUAUGAUCAGGAAGAUGAGUUAAGUUCCGUGUGACUGUCUGUCCAUCGGCCCGUCCGUUCUUUAAAGCGAUAACUUGAUUAAAAUGUAAGAUAUCUUAGCAAUCGAGCAAUUUCAACCAAAUACGGUACAUAAUAUUAUUCUUCCGUUCUUAUGUGGGAUUACAUACAAAAAUGAGUUUAUGCAAUUACAAUUCUCAACGCUAUGUUUUCGGUUCGUUAUAACUUUAUGAGACUACAAGUAUGUAUGUAUGUACAUAUAUGAAACACCUAAUUGGCUAAAUGGCAAGAAUCGGACAUAUUGAAAUUCAACUUAAAUAUAAAUAUCUCUUGGUUUGGAAAUUUGUCAAAAGCUGGGGUGACUCCACACCCACAAUGAGUUUAAGGUCAACUAAAUUCACUCAGAGCAAAUAUUCUUAAUACCUCCUCAAACACCGUGAAAAUGUUUGUUAAAAGCAGAGAAGGCUAUUAAAAAUAGAGAAGGUGCAAAUGCUAAAUCAAAUUUCAUUGAGUACCAAUUUGUAGUUUUCACCUUAGGGAAUUUCGAAAAACACAACUUCGAAAAAGAAUACACCACGCAAUGGGGGGAACAGGAAAAAUGGCUAUAAAUCUCGAUGCGCAUGCCUAUUUAGAUUUGCAUCUACAAUUCCUAUGAUAUUACAAAGAAAUUAUAAUUUGGAUUUACAAAUAAGCCUUUCAAUUAAAAAAUUGGUAAAACCCAUCAUUUAUCUUAAAAUAAACAGCUAAUUUACAAAAUUGUACACUAAUAUGGUAAACGUGUGUAUACACAUGUUCAUAAAUACACAGGCUCUAAUGGUUAUUACUCCUUGCUCCGCAGAAACAGGGGUCGAAUCGUUACAUCCGUGAACGUAUCACUCGUCACGUAAAAGCCUGUAUUUCGUAUUAUGACGUACGUGAUCGUAACACUUUUAUCGUGAUCUGGCAUGAUGACAUACGUGAACGAGUAUAUAAACGUAUCCGUUCGUUCGAAUCGUCGUUCGGACGCGAACUACCAAUCGUAAUAGAUAAAUUUAUGGAAAUAUGAGCAAAAUUUUUUAAAAUUUUAAGUGUUUUAUAAUUUUUAGUAAUAAAGGACAUAAACAAGAAAGCAAUGAAUGGAAUAUCUCAUUAAAAAUUAAAAAAAAAAUAUUAUUUAUAUGAACAAAAUUUUUGUAUUUUAGUUUACAAUAAAAAUAAAAUUAUUUACAAGGUUAAGGACAUAUACAUUUUUUAAUUAAAUGUAUGAAAGAAUACUUUAUUUUAUCUCUUAUCGUUUGGUCGAUUGCGGUGAAGCGGUUCGCUACCCCGGUGUCCAUUUCUUGUGUGUGAUAAGAAUCGCAAUUUUGAGGCUCGCAACUUGUUGUAAAUUUUAUGCAGAUGUUAUGUAAUGUCACAAACGUUAGCAAAUCUUCCACCUUUGUGGGGUGAUACCUUCCUCUCUUGCCAUAUCCUAAAAUUCUUCACCGUGUUUUUAAGAUUCCGAUGCUUUGUUCAACGUUACAUCUACCAAAUUUUGUUAAUGAGGUUUCACAAUUUGUUGUUUUUUAUACCUACGCUAUUGCUACGAUCUCUUAGCUAUCU
Messenger RNA from Bactrocera neohumeralis, 4564 nucleotides. RefSeq names its product photoreceptor-specific nuclear receptor (gene Hr51). Gene Ontology annotation, biological process: positive regulation of transcription by RNA polymerase II; anatomical structure development; cell differentiation. NCBI's taxonomy places the organism in Eukaryota, Metazoa, Arthropoda, Insecta, Diptera, Tephritidae. Gene Ontology annotation, molecular function: RNA polymerase II cis-regulatory region sequence-specific DNA binding; zinc ion binding; nuclear receptor activity. The record is from RefSeq and is a predicted model, not a curated record. Bases 349 to 1962 code for a protein of 537 amino acids. The transcript is spliced from 11 exons.